Molecule: messenger RNA, 1677 nt
Organism: Auanema sp. JU1783
Lineage: Eukaryota; Metazoa; Nematoda; Chromadorea; Rhabditida; Rhabditidae
Source: the annotation of a GenBank genome assembly
AUGGAUCCCAAUCAUUUAAACAGUGUCAAGAAAAAAGCAGACGAUGACCCGUUCGGUACAGGAUCUACUUCAGCCGGAUCAUCGUCGUCGUCCGGCUGCAGUUCCUCGGCUACUUGCAGUGAAUUUUUUGAUUUGGCAACACAAGCCUAUCUAGUACGGCAACAACAGCAACUAGCAGCUCAACAAGCAGCUUUACCAUUUUACUCGCAAACGGAUCUCGCUAAACACAUAGCUCAGCAACACUUGCAACGUUUGCAUCAACAAUUGCAGGAUAUAGUUCAUCAGAACAUUGUCGUCGGUGACAUGGCUCUCGUGUCGCAUGCUUCGGUAGGACCUGGUCCUAUGUUUACCGCAUCAGUUCCUCCACAGCAGCUGAAGAAAGAUAAUAAGCCUGGACAGAUUCCUCAACAAGCUAUUCCACAGGCAAAUCAUGUCUCGAAUGCUAUUUUGGCCGCCGCUGGUCAAGCAUUUUACCCCGCUGUACCAGUGCAAGAUGCCCAACCCGAUCGACCUAUUGGUUAUGGUGCUUUCGGAGUUGUUUGGUCGGUUACUGAUCCUCGUAGUGGGAAACGGGUAGCUUUGAAGAAAAUGCCCAACGUCUUUCAAAACUUAGCUUCUUGUAAACGGGUGUUCCGCGAGAUCAAAAUGCUCGCAUCUUUCAAACACGAUAAUGUUCUUUGCCUUCUGGAUAUUCUUCAACCUACUAGUCCACAUUUUUUCCAAGAACUAUAUGUCCUUACGGAAUUAAUGCAAAGUGAUUUACAUAAGAUUAUCGUCUCUCCACAACCAUUGACUGUCGACCACGUGAAGGUCUUCGUUUAUCAGAUAUUAAGAGGACUCAAAUAUUUACACUCAGCUAAUAUUCUACACAGAGAUAUUAAGCCCGGUAACUUGUUAGUUAACAGCAAUUGUAUUCUCAAGAUUUGUGAUUUUGGUCUUGCCCGUGUUUGGGAUUGUAAAGAAAAACAAAAUAUGACACAUGAGGUAGUAACUCAAUACUACCGUGCUCCAGAGUUACUUAUGGGUGCCAGAAAAUAUACGGGUGCUGUUGAUAUCUGGUCUGUUGGAUGUAUUUUCGCUGAGCUCUUAGGGCGCAGAAUAUUGUUCCAAGCCCAGGGACCAAUCGAGCAGUUGAAUAUGAUUAUCGAUUUGUUGGGAACUCCAUCACCAGACGAAAUGAAGUAUGCUUGUGACGGUGCCAAGAACCACGUUGCUCGUGGACCAUACCGUGUACCAGCACUUCAUAAAUUUUAUCAGCUUAGCAGCUCAACAACCCAAGAGGCUAUUGAACUUCUUUCAAUGAUGUUACAAUUCGAUCCUGAUAAAAGAGCAACAGUUGAAAUGUGCCUUAGUCACCAAUACUUGGCUGAUGGACGAAUGAGAUUCCACUCAUGUAUGUGCUCUUGCUGCUAUACAAAAGCAAAUAACACAAGAGUUUUCACAAUCGAUUACGAUCCAUCGCAUGAGCAACCUUUUGAUCCCAAAUGGGAGAGGGAGUUGGCCCGAUUGUCCAUGUUCGAACUUAGGGAAAGUAUGUACAAAUUUGUUACGGAGAGAAUACCACUCUACGGAACGCCUUUAAUGAUCAAUCCUGGUUCUGCUGCAUACAAGAACUUUGCCAACUCAUCUGUUGCCCAAGCAUCGGAAUUGCCACCAUCUCCCAAUGCAUGGGAUUAA